This is a messenger RNA of Dissoconium aciculare CBS 342.82, 1352 nucleotides long. Its product is annotated as NAD(P)-binding protein. The coding region runs from base 320 to 1081 and encodes 253 amino acids. The transcript is spliced from 4 exons. NCBI's taxonomy places the organism in Eukaryota, Fungi, Ascomycota, Dothideomycetes, Mycosphaerellales, Dissoconiaceae. The record is from RefSeq and is a predicted model, not a curated record. Gene Ontology annotation, molecular function: oxidoreductase activity, acting on the CH-OH group of donors, NAD or NADP as acceptor.
GAGGAUCACUCGUCACAUUCGCGAUGUGGUCCAGCGGAAAGGUAUGGCGCUGACAAAUGUUGAAUCGUAUCUCCGUUGUUAAGUUGGACCUGCAGCCGUAGACGACGUUCCUUGCAUGAAAUCUACGCCGCAUUGAAAGUAGAGCUCGUAGGUCAGGUAACUCUGUGCAUACCGUGGCAGCAUGGUGAGACGAGAAGGCUAGCAGUGUAUCGUAGACACUAUAAAUCCAUCGUGCUCCAUUCUUGCUGAUUCUGACAAUCAUCCUUUCCCCUACCUUUUCUCUCACAUCUCGGCAUCGUCAAUCUACAAUUCAACAGCCAUGGCAACAUACCUCAUCACUGGCGGCGCUCGCGGUCUAGGCCUCGCGCUGACCAAACAUCUCGUCGCUCUGCCUGCGUCUCAAGUCUCCAAGGUCAUCGUCUCUGUUCGCAAACCUUCCACCGAUCUGGACCUUGUCGCCAAAAGUUCCUCUGGCCGUGUAAAUGUUGUUCAGUUCGAUGUUGCCAACGAAUCUUCUAUCCAGAAGGCGCUGCCUGCGGUCGAAGCGGCGCUAGGUGGAAAGGGUCUGGAUGUUCUCAUCAACAAUGCUGGAAUUGCGCAGUACGCCGAGAACGGCACCAAGUCGAUGGACACUCUUCUCGAAAGCCUGCAAGUCAACGUCCUCGGCAUCCACUGGGUCACCCGGACGUUCCUCCCACUCUUGGAAAAGGGCCAGCUCAAGAAGGUCGCCAACAUCUCCACUACUCUCGGCUCGAUUGCCUUCGCUCCGACUUUCACCUGGGCAAGCUGCCCGGCGUAUAAGAUCUCCAAAGCCGCGCUUAACAGCCUCACCGUCCAAUACAGCCUCGAUCAUGCUAAGGAUGGCUUCACCUUCGUCGCCAUCUCACCCGGUUGGCUCAAGACCGAACUUGGCGGCGGCGAUAUGGCCGAUCUCCUCCCGGAGCAAGGCGCCAAAGGAACCCUUGAAAUCAUCGGUCGGCCAAACUCCGAGACCAACGGAAAGUUCGUCAAGGUCUUUGUCGAGGGUUGGGACAAUGCUGAUCGACUGCAUGUGUAUGAUGGAAAGGAGGCACCUUGGUGAAAAGUAUUGUGAAAGGCCGAUUGGAGGAAAGAAAAGGAAAGAGCGACGACAAGGUGUAAUGAUGGAGCUUCUGGUGAGAAUGCCAUACGUGUGGAGCUCUUCUUCCGUGCUGUAACGGUACAGCCAUCAUUGCUGCAAUACGUCUUACAAACCGAGUCCUUCAUACGCUCUCCAGACAGUCAUAUAUAGAUGAUUCAUCAAAUGAGACAUGAUGAUCAAUGUCAAAUAGGAACACAUAUGUGCAGGUGUGCAUAAAGAUCAAUGAUCCAAU